Molecule: messenger RNA, 1545 nt
Organism: Rhizophagus irregularis DAOM 181602=DAOM 197198
Lineage: Eukaryota; Fungi; Glomeromycota; Glomeromycetes; Glomerales; Glomeraceae
Source: RefSeq, a predicted model, not a curated record
AUGUCAUGUUCAAAAAUAUUUUCAGGUGAUUUACCUGAAUUAACAUAUGAAAUUAUCAAAUAUUUACAGAAUGAUGUUUCAACUUUACAUUCAUGCAUUUUAAUUAACAGAUUAUGGUGUCGUUUAGCGAUUCCAUUAUUAUGGGAAAAUCCAUUUUCAAUUCGUACCGGAAAUUAUAAUUUUAUUGAAAUGUAUUUACAUAAUUUAAAUGAUAAUGAUUUUAAAACAAAACCUUUAAAUACACUAUUCAAUUAUCUUAAUUAUAUAAAAUAUUUGAACACAUGGAAAUUCAUGAUUUGUAUUGAAAUAUGGUCUAAAGAUGCUAUUAGAACCUUAAAACCCGAAAAUAAAUAUUUUAUACAAAAUAUAAAUAUAUACUCAAAAGUUGAAUUUAUGAAAUUAAUUAGUAUAUCAUUAUUUAAAAUAUUUAUUGAAAAUGAAGUAAAUUUAUAUACCUUUGAUAUUGAUAUUAUCGAUCAUCGUUAUAAUGAAUAUUUUAAUGAUAUUUUUGAGUUAAUUAUACAAAAUAAUACAAAUUUUAUACAAAAUAUUAAAAAUUUAGGUUUUUAUACUAAUAUUUAUAAUACUUAUUGUUUUGAAGAUACUUUACUUAAAAAUCGUAUAUCACAAAUUAUUAAUUUACAUAAAAAUCUUAAAAGAAUUUUAUUAAGUCACGAUUAUUUACCUUUAUAUAAAUCAUUAUUGUUAUCAAAAGAUUCUAAUUGUUCAAAUACUUUAAAUACAAUCAUACUUUAUCGCAUCAAUUUUGGGAGUAUAAUCAAUCUAUUAAAUAAAGUAUUUGAACAAUUAAAUGUUAUAGAAUCUAUUCAUAUCAUUUAUUGUUAUUUUUUAAAUUCUAAUUUUAUUCAACAAAUUAUUAAUUUAUCUAAACCAUUUAAAUUAAAAUCCUUAUUUAUGAACGAAAAAUUACGAAUUGAAUUAUUACAAUUAUUAAUGCAACAAUCUGGUGAUUAUUUAGAGAAUUUCGGAUAUGAAUUUGAUUAUGAUAAUCAAUCAAAUCAACAAUUAUUAGAAUUAAUUACAAAUUGUAAAAAUAUCAAAUUUCUUGAUUUAUGUAAACUCAGAAUGAAAAUUAUUUAUCAAAUAUUCAAUUUAAUUGAAAAUGUUAAACAAAAUCUUAAUUAUCUUUCGAUUAGUAUAGAUGAUUAUCAAGAUAGUAAUAACAUUUGUAGUUCAACAAUAUUACAAAAUUUAGGACAAAUCCUUCCUUCUAAAUUAGAAUAUUUAAAUUUGGUUCUUAAAAUUAAAGCAAAUGAUUUUGAAGUUUUUUUAAAAAAUUCUAAAGAUAUUUUUAUUAAGGAAUUGUUAAUAAUGCAAAAAGGUAGUGAUGAUAUCUUACAUUAUAUAAAGAAAUUUAUUAUGGAAGAAAAAAGGGUUGAGUAUUUGGCUAUUUGGAAUUUUAAAUAUGGAGAUUUGCCUUAUUUUGAAAGUGAAGUAAAGGAAUUUGAGUUGUAUAAUAUUAAAUUAAAUUAUUAUUAUACAACACUUAUUCAUCCUUAUAAUUUUAUGAAGGAACUUGAUUAA